CCGACCGCUGGCGAGGCCGUCGGCACGUGGUCGCCUCUGCGAGGACGCGCGCGGCUUUCGUAGCUGACGUCACAGCAGGUGUUUUCCACCGACGUCACGUCACUAACUGUGUUGCUUCACGCCUGACGUGUGGCGAGCGGAUGCAGGCAGGCGGUAGAACUCCGAAAUGACGCUGUCGAGCGGACAGGGCGGUUUGCUGACGGGUUCUGACUGGUAGAGAAGGAGUCCCUCCUCCGCUUGGUCUGCUUCUGACAUGUGGCCUCGUGACGCCCUUCUGGUGGUUGGGCUGCUCGGGAGCGUCACACCUGCUCCAGGUGGUCGGUGGCCCAGGCACCAGGAGAGGUGUGGUGCCCCACUCCUCGUCGCUGCUUUCGUCAAUGACACCUCCCACCUGGAGAGCGGGGAGUUGUCGCGCUUGGCCGCGGUGGUGCGCUGCUGUCGGCUCGCACCCCCCACCAUCCGCCACCAGCAGGGUGCGACGCUGGGCGGCGCCGACCUCUCCGCCUCAACCGCCGCCGCCGCCGUGUGGAGGCACUGCGACCCGCGCAGGCCCGCCAACCUCACAGACGCGUCGCCGCCGACCAUAGUGGUGCGAGCGUUGGCAGAGGCGGCGUCGCUGCAGCCGUGGGGCGGCGUCUCCGUGCGGCCCGGCGCCGGGCUGCGCCUCGACUGCGUCUUCCCACGAGACCGGGGGCGGCCCGGCUGGACGUGGACCUCCAGCCCGAGGCAGUACCUCACAGGAUGGGCGGUGACGGCGUCGGAGCGCUCCUGGAAGUACCGGCUGGCGCUGCACCGCAGCGAGCCCUCAGACACGGGCCUCUACACCUGCUCCACGCCGCGCGGACUCACCAGCAGCGUCGCCGUCGCCGUCACAGGAGAGCCGCUGUCCCCGCACGAGACGUACCUGGGCGGCAGCUACGAGGACGGUGACCUGCGGCAGAGAGCGGGGGCGGGGGCGACCCUGAGGGCGCGCUCCCGGCGGAGGCGAGGCCACCCCCGGGGCCGGCGGAGGCGGCGACCCUGGCUCCACGACGCACCACCUGCCGCCCACUGGCGCGACUGAGCCGACGGGCAGGGGCGGCUCUCGCUGGCGGAGCCGAAGACGGACAGAGUGGCCAUGUGCACCCCUGUGUUAACACACCGUGCUGAGUACACUGAGAACAAGGCGGUACUGUGUGGUUGGCGUUAAUACGUGAAGGUAACCAGUAAGAACCCAGACGUUAUAAAAAACUACUAACAUCGGCAUGUUGACGGUAAGUCCCGGAGACUACGUGAAAAAGAUUACUCCACAACACAUUUCACAAGCAAUCACUACAGACAUUAACGCAAUUGAGAUGUAAAUUCUUCUCUUGGUGUCGGAAGAAUCCAACGGUGAACCGGCUCCAUUUGGACAAGGUGCAGAACGUAAAACUGCUAUUACUGCGUUGCACUCACCGCUUACUGGCGAGUUUGGAGUUUCAUUUGACGUACUCCUCUAAGCACGUACAUCUGCAAAAACAAAAAUGAAGUAGCAUUUUCGAGUGAUAUAACAUUUGUCUUCACUUGUGAAUACGUUAACGUAAGGUGUGUCUUACCCUAGUUCAGAGAAAGUUUUAUUUUUCACUCUUUCUGUUUCUUUAAACACGUAAACCUUGUUCAGAGAUUUAUGGUUUAUAACUUAUUCGUGUAGCACCAGUCGAGGUAUCGCGUUCUUCGUAUGGUAUUAAAGAUUACAAAAAGUGUACUAUCUAUACAAGUUAAAUUCUUUCGUUAUAUAGCUUCAAUAUGUUAAAGGAUUCGGUCUCGCCAUUAGGGGAGUCACACAUUGUUACUGUCUCCUACUCGCCGUAACACCCCCUGCCCCUCUAAUCGCGCCACAAAUACCUUCAAUUUUAGUAACGCCAGUAAUAAAACAGUCAAAAUUUCGUAAUAUGCUGGUUGUUUAUAAAAUCAUUUUACAAACUUUUGGGCAGGUUCCUUACAUCAAGAGAAGAAAGUAUCAGAGCUAUGAGCGUUUGUUCACCUUUCCUACAGUGAGACUCAUGUCUUCUGCUGAAGUGCUCAUAGUUUCUGAGGUAUGCAUUUUGAAGCUCAUGUUGACUUGACACUAUCUUCUUCUUUUUAGCCCACACUACCUCCUCCCAAAACAUGUAAAGCAAUGAACUGCACUAGAAGAAAUGUGUUUCACAACAUUGAAGAUGAACAAGCGCUCAAUUUAUUUUUUUUAAUGAACACACCACCGUCAUAAAUUAUGACCAAUUUUGAGAUUGAUGCCUGAAAAUGGCAUGAAGGCUGAAUGAAACCUGAGUCGUAAUGAAAUUAACAACAAUACAAUCAAAAUAUGAUUGUUAAUUUAAAAAUUAUUGUAUGGCUGUUUCUCAGCAACAUCAAAAUCUAUUUAAGCGCUCAGUAUUUCUUAAGGUGUGCAUUUGAGAGCUCAUAUUUACUAGACACUAUUUUUCUGGUUUUGGUGUAAGGAACCAGCUUCGAAGAUUGUAAAAGAAUUUUGGAAACACCCUGUUUAUAACGGGUCAGGUAUUUAAAAUUGUUUUUGGAAAUAUAUGGAAAACAACAAAGUGUAUUAAAAAGAGGUUGCGAUAAAAGCUUUCGUUUUGAAGGAGGACAUCCAAUGACACUAAACUCGAACUUCCUGCUCCACCCGCAGAUGCUAGGGAGCAACUUAAAAUCUUAAACAGGAUCUCACUAUUUUAUUGCGGAUUCGUAUUUUCCGGCGAAAGAACCCUGACUUUCUUCUUUAACAUUUUAUCAUUGCGUGGUAGAUGGGCCUGUAGUAGACAAAAAUUAAAACGGGAUGAAAACCGUUGAGGAAUGAUGAUGUCUCCAGAAAUAUACAUCAUAUUAGGAUAGCAGGAACUUAGAGAGACUGUUGUUCUAAAAUAUUUAAUGAGAAACAUGUUUUUGCAGCAAAGAACUUGAUUCUACAUAUCAUAAUACAUUACUUUCUCCGCAUUGUUACUUUGUUUUUCAGAUGAUACUCACCUUAAUCAGUAGGAAUCCUCCACUGAAAAGCCGAUUCAACUGACCACGAUUCAUCACAGAAAAAUAUCUACGAAAUCAAAUCGUCAGAGAGUACUAGAAUUUGUUCCAUCCAAUUUCAAAAAUUCAAAUAGUUUUUACAGUCACAUCCAUGUACGAGUAGUUAUCAGUGCUACGAUAAGUGAUUUGGAUGGAAUUUGUGUUCGCGAAAUUCCUGAAAUUUAUUUGAUAUGCCGAGAGCUAAUGUAGUUAUUGCUGUAAAUCUGGAUUCCUGUUAAAGAUUUUAGAAUAACUGCCUUUCUAUGCUCAUGAGAUCCUAACCUCAGGAUACCGAGAGAGUUGUUAGCACACUGGACUCGCAUUCGGGAGGACGACGGUUCAAUCCCACGUCCGGUCAUCCUGGGUUAGGUUAUCCGUAAUUUUCCUAAAUCGCAAAUGCCGGAAUGGUUCCUUUGACAGGGCACGGCCGAAUUCCUUCCCCAUCUUUUCCGAAUCCGAUGGUACCGAUGACCUCGUAGUUUCAUCUCCUCCUCCAAAUCAGCCCAACCAUCCUAAUCUGAUGUGUAUAUCUUGAGAUGAUAGCAUUUUUCGACGGUCUUAGCAUAUUUUAAUUUUUUUCGAUUAGAGCGCUCUAUAUCUUGCUGUGAUAAAAAUGUUAAGCUAAAAAGUUAUGAAUUUUUCCCGGGAAAUCCAAAUCCGAAGUAAACAACUGCGAUUGUUUUUUCAGAUUUCGAAAUGGACAUUCCUCCCGCCACUGGGUGGGGCAGGGAGACAAGCUUUUUGUCGUUGGAUGUCUCCCUUCAAGACGAACAACCUUUAUUACAACUGUUUUUCAAUUGGAUUCGUAUUUUUCCAGAUAUUUCCAAAAGCAAUUUCAAAUGCCUCACCCUGUAUAAGGGUGUUGAAGUGUAGAUUGUGCUGAGGAAUAACUGAUAAAGAAAAAUCGAUACGCUGCCCCAUUUCUGAGCUACGUGGUAUUCAGUUUAGCCAAUCAGGCCGUUUCGCCCGCAAAUUCAACAGCCCGCGUGAGACGAUGUCGCCAGAAGUGUUCUUCGUUUGAUUUCCUAAAACCAAAAAAGAGAACGAUACAGAAAUUUGACAUGGGACGGUAGUAAGGAUCGAACACGUAACAAAGGCUGAGCUGUCUGGUCCGCUAUCGCCUACUCUGUGGAAACAAAAAAAAAUUGUUCAAAUGGCUCUGAGCACUAUGGGACUUAACAUCUGAGGUCAUCAGUCCCCUAGAACUUAGAACUACCUAAACCUAACUAACCUAAGGACCUCACACACAUCCAUGCCCGAGGCAGGAUUCGAACCUACGACCGUAGCAGUCGUGCAGUUCCGGGCUGAAGCGCCUAGAAGCGCUCGGCCACCGCGGCCGGCUCUGUGGGGAAGACUGACACUAAUUGUAUCUCUAGGGCCACUUGGGUUUGCACUGCGCAGCGGCCUGAUCGGCUAACUCCUAUGUAAUUAACUUGGAAACGGUGCGCCGUACCGAAAUUUUUCUUAACAACUGUCUGAAAACCUCUGCAGUUUUUUUUUGACCGUCCUGUACAUUUACAUCAGCAACAUGCGGACCCAGUACAUCACUUUAGCAUCAUAUCCAAAAAAAUUCAAGUUCCGAGCAACACAACACUUCAAAAGCGUUCUUCCGAAAUUUUGAGAAGAACGGGUGUCACGUAAGUAAUUUAACAACUGUAAUAGUAACGAACUCUCGCCGCUUUGACACUCUCAUGAUUUACUCAAUGUAAAAUUUGUUUUCAGUACUUCACUUAGCACUACAGCUGGACUAUGAUUAUAUGAGUAUAUAAAUGAAGGGAAUAGAGUUUAUUUCAAUAAUUUUUUUCCCAGGUUUGGAAAGUCAGUCUUUGAGUUAUAUUUCUUUCUUAGCGGAGAGUGUUUUUCUUGCUAUUAUACGUCAUUCAAUAUUCUGUCGUUUGUACGUUUUAUUCGUGGACUUGGCAAAGAUGUCGGGUUUUUUGGUGCUAGUAGGUACGGUCACCAUAGCUAUAUGCGCCCUUACCUGACUGGAAUUUUACGGGCAAAGUCGUAAGAAAAUACGCGUGGGAAGACCCUCGCAUAAACAACUGAAAAGCUACCUACAUUAAAUGUAAUAAGGGAUAUAAAAAUAGUGUUGAACACUAUUAUGGCAGGCCAAGUAUUAUUGAAUGGAUCACCAAGUCUCCGUGAACAAAGGCGUAAACGUUCUACCAAACGUCCAGUUAUAGGACAACAGAUACCCACUCCUUGGUCACGGAGCCAUUCGAGAACGUCCCAACCCUUGGAAAAUCCCUUUCCUCCCAGAUGUUAAUUCAACUUGCCGAUAAGAUGGAGAUCGCCUGCUGCAAGAUGUGGACAGUACGUCGGAUCAGCAGCACCUACGUAUGUUGUUCCGGCUGAUGUCGAAACAGCAUUUGCUUCAUGUACCACCAGAGGUUCGAGGUGAAUGUAUGUGUAGAUCAAACGUUUUGCCCACAAGACUCGUCCUGUCUCGCGUACUUUAAUCUGCCGUUCCAUUUCACCUCCACUCUGUGACGCACCUGUUAGCCGUACCAUAGCAUAAUUGUGUCUGCAGGAAAGCUUGUACGUGUACUCUUUUUCUGACAAUGAGCCAUAUUUAUUGCGCAGUGAUCUCUUUGUGAGACGACACGAGUACACUAUUCUUUGAAGUCUUAACGUAGCUUGUUAUUUAUAAAGUUCCUUGCCGUUUUGGAAACUCUUAGUUUUAAUGCGAACUUUAGUCUCCAAGAAUCAGCUGUGAAAUUUGAAAACAGGUAUGUGCAAACAUAUAAACAUUUUGCUGAAAUUUGUUUCGAGAGGGAUUAUGAGGGCAAUGGAACCCCCCCCCCCCCUAAAUUCACAAACUGGAUCCGCAUCUACCUUCGUUAUUCUGUGUAAAACAAACCAGACAAAUGACCUCAUGUAGAUAUCAAAAUGUGCAAAAUCGUUUCUCAUAGCAAUCAACUUAUUCUCAUUUGACUAUCAUUAAAAGCUGGAUUUUUCAACUGCAGACUGCAAAUGUCAGUGGGCUUGUGUAAUGAGUAGUAUAAUACCGCGAAAAAAUAAGACAACCUGUGUACAGUUAUUGGCGUAAGCUUUGUACAGACAUGUUUCAAACUCUUGGUACAUGUUGUUUAUCGCAGAGUGCCAAUCUCUUGAACUUCCGGUAGUCCGAAUAUAAGAAAAGAAACAUAUCCAUUUCAAUCUCUUUAACAUUUCGCGUGAUGUCCACGAUGAACCGAUCAAGAAUAUUUCUGUUUCCAGUUUAGUCAAGAUGAACUGGCAUACAAUGCUUGUGCUUUGACACACCUAUCUCAUUAAUGAGAUAUAAAUAGAAAAGCAGAACCUUUCAGGUAGUACAAUAAUAGAUAUUUUAUUUUCAAAUUUAUGAAUCCCAAGUCUAUCCCAUAAGUAAUAUUACUACAGAGAUGCACAGUCUCAGGUAAGAAUGUGGGACGUCAUGUUUUAAAUCCUUGUUAAGCUAUAAUUUAAUAAUCGCAAGUGUCAAAAGCCGUUUAAUUUAAACAUAAGUUUAUUUUGUAACUGAGUACUGUACUCUGUCCCUAUCUUGAAAUGUUGAUUAAAUCAAAAAUUAAAUGGAAUAACGACGGAGAGACAGAGUAUAAACAGCAAACAAUGGAAAAGACUCGCAUCAAGUGUGUACACAAACCUGCGACGAAUAUUUUUAAUCGUGUUAUUUUUUCAUAAUGCAGGACGAAGUUAAUCUCAAUUUCCUUAUGUUUGAUGUGCCACUUGCUACCGGACUAAUAAACAGAAUUCUGUAUACUUAAAAAAUAAAAGAGUUUCGCGUUAUUAUCUUAAUUAAAAUCGGUUAUUGGCCGUCUGUUUUUUCAAAAAAAGCAGUUACUCUCACAUAUCCGAACUGCAUCUCUUGAAACCUUGACAAGCGCUCUUAGCGCUAUUAUGCUUAUUAAUUAACACGUUCCUAAAGAAUUCCGUCAUUUCCAUGGUAUCAGUGAUAAACCAUUUUCCGUUGUAUUUCUUCUGAAAGUACAGGUAUCUAAUAGUUUGGUGACCAAAAAAACGAAUGAAAGAAGAAGAAUGAGCAAUCUGAAUAUCGCUUCAAUACCUACGUUUAUGGUUGAAUGAAUUAUCCUCAGGAAUAAUGUAUUCUUCAAAGACAUGAUUUAUAUGAAAAGCAUUAAGGAAAUCAAUAACAGCAAGCAAAUGUAAUUCACUCUGGAACUUUUUGUUACGCAACAGUAAAUGUGCUGAAAGGUUACGUAGGUAAUGUUGGAUUUCCGUGGUACAAUAUUAUUUCACAUUCAUUAGUUGAGUCGAUACGUACGUAUGGACAUAGUUUUCUCUAUUGUGUUAAAUAUAUGUUGACCAGCGUGUGCAGUACAUCUACUCUAAAUACAACGAACAAAUAAAAUUUGUUGGCAGACUUAAACUAACCUCAUUUCCACAUUAUAAAGGGACUGCUCACAAUAAAGAUAGUAAUGAUGGUUUAGACAGUUCUAUGAAUUUGUCAUUUCAAUUACUGUCUAAUAGUAAACAGAACUUGGUUCUGUCGAAACUGAACAUGUAGGUGAGGGUGUUACUGGACUGUCCAUAAUCGGCACGACAAUCAGUUCAUUUGCAGUGUGCAGCAUGAACUGAAGAUGGUUUCUUUUAACACGGGAUUCAGUACUGGUUUCCUAUGAUAUUGUUAAACAUGUUUGUUUCUGUUUAGUGGAUACGUGACAAUUGGUCUCGCUUGUGGAAUAUGUGUCGACUGCUUUUAGUAUUUAAACGGAAACUUAUUACACCUGAGUGGACAUUUGUAUAAAACGAACUGUAUUUACCAGUAACAGAACUUCUUUAACCUCCCCCAUGGAUUUCUGCAGUUGUGUAAAACUGCUACAACAGUGAGUGAAAUGGUGAAAAUUAAACAUGACAAACCACGUCUCAUACUGAAUUCUACAAUAUCUACGAUGUGAAAUGGCUGUUAUGUAAAGAGAGUAACUUGUAUGAAUUAAUGUAUAGUUAUAGUUUAAUACAGAGUUUUAGAUAUACUGAUCAGUACUGCAGAAAGAAUUGAUGAUAUUUGUAUGAACAGUAAUCCUUUAUGUAAAACGUAUAUUCUAUUUGAAAAUAAAAAUACGAAGC
Schistocerca gregaria is the source of this 8085-nucleotide messenger RNA. RefSeq lists its product as uncharacterized. NCBI's taxonomy places the organism in Eukaryota, Metazoa, Arthropoda, Insecta, Orthoptera, Acrididae. The transcript is spliced from 6 exons. The record is from RefSeq and is a predicted model, not a curated record. The coding region runs from base 254 to 1063 and encodes 269 amino acids.